This is a messenger RNA of Trichoderma virens Gv29-8, 1293 nucleotides long. RefSeq lists its product as uncharacterized. The coding region runs from base 1 to 1293 and encodes 430 amino acids. Lineage: Eukaryota; Fungi; Ascomycota; Sordariomycetes; Hypocreales; Hypocreaceae. The record is from RefSeq and is a predicted model, not a curated record. The transcript is spliced from 4 exons.
AUGUUACGCCUCCUAACGAGCUUCGCAGCCGCCGGCGUGGUGCUGCCCGCGGCAGAGGCUAUUCUUGUUGCGCCCAAUUCGCCAUGCUCGACCAACUGCGGCAAUGUUCUGGAUUCGACGGCGCCUGAUGACCUCGUAUGCACGCCGGGCCAGUACACCGGCGGCUACAACAACGGAGCGGGCACCGUGUUUCAAGGCUGUGUCCAAUGUGAGCUAUCGAGCGGAUAUGCAACCAAAAACAACUAUUCCGAUACCAUGGCGGCCUUGUAUAACCUCCGGUAUGCUGUAUCAUACUGCGUCUUCAACGAGCCGUCGCAUUAUGACUUUAACAACAACCCAUGUGUUACGAGCAAAGCUUGUGGUGUCUUUACCAACGCUAUUGCGUACCAUAACUUGUCAGUCGAGUAUGACGACUAUGGAUACUGCGAUACAUGGCCUACCGGCGAUUCUGUCGAUUUCCAUGGAUGUAUAGAAUGUCUUCAAGUGACUAACAAUUAUCUGGCAAACUUCGUUACUGUUCUUCAAGCUGGAUGUGAACAAAAGCCGACCAGUGGUCUGACCCUCGGGCUUCAGGGCAACAUCUUUUCGAGCGACAUUGUCAACAUCACUGAGCCUACACCAACGGCACACGUAGAUCCCGCCUGGUUUGACCAUGGCCCGCUGGGCUUGGGCGGAAAAGUUGGCGUUGCUGUGGCGGGAUUCAUUGUAUUACUGGUCCUCGCUGGUGUAUUCAUCGUCUGCAGAGGCAGGAGACGGAGAAAGGCCUUCCUCAGGAACUUGCAGACCAAUCUGCCACAGAUGAGGUCCAACCCAGGAGGCUGGCCAUCGAUGCCUGUUCAGCACGAGUCUACUGAAACCCCACUCAGCCAGCGGCCUCUGCGAAAUUGGGAUGACUCUCCUGUGACCAUCAACACGGAGAAGACCUUCCCCCGAUACUUUUCGCCUUAUUCCUCUCAAUUCAACAGUCCUAUCAGUGCGACUGACGUUAACCAUAUGCCGUGGCCGGAACCCGCCCUGGGCUCUCCUCGCUCCCCUCGAGAGAUCGGACUCGCACUUGGUUCGGCCAUCGACAUUAGCAAUGCAAACAAUGAGCGAUGGGCCACGUCGCCGGAUGACAAGGGCAAGAUGAAGGAAGAGUCAUACGAAAUGCAAUAUGUUGACAGUGCUGGGAGCGGAAUCGUUGCAAACAAACAGCCCAUUCACGUUGAAGCUCCCAUCCUGGGCCAUCCCGGCUACGGCAGAAACUCUGAUAGCCCGCCGAGACAGUACGAUGUGCACGGGAACGCGGUAUAA